AUGGCAGAGAUAGCAGAGCGGCUAGAAUCGCGGCUAACAAUCGCUGAGUACUGGCAGGCAGCUGUUAGGAUUGGAUGGGAGGUAGUAGGGGAGCGCUUUGCUGCAGGCUAUAGUAAGCAGCUAGACGGGCGAGCUGCUGGUGCUAGCGGUAAUAAAGACGUUAGCUCGGACGAAGACGAAGAUAGAGAAGAUCUACUAGAGCUACUGCUUAAUACGGCUACAGCCGUAGUAGCUGGCAACGUAGCAGCUGGCAACGCAGUAGCCGGCAACGUAGCAGCUAGCAGUAAAAAGAGCUAA
Bipolaris victoriae FI3 is the source of this 297-nucleotide messenger RNA. RefSeq lists its product as hypothetical. The transcript is spliced from 2 exons. The record is from RefSeq and is a predicted model, not a curated record. NCBI's taxonomy places the organism in Eukaryota, Fungi, Ascomycota, Dothideomycetes, Pleosporales, Pleosporaceae. Bases 1 to 297 code for a protein of 98 amino acids.